AAUGGAAAAUACUAAUGAGGAGAUAACAUUAUUUCAAACGCAUUUUCAGUCCUUCACAAUUUUAAAAUAUUAUUUAAGUCAGAGGAAAAAAAAAUGUCAGGCUUUAUCUUCUAAAAUCUUCAUUUGAUCCGGUAGUAACAUUUCUGUGGUAUAGCCUUGGAAUAAGAAACCAAAGGGAGUGGCAGUGGAAGAUGGCCGCUAGCAGCGAUCCUAACCCGGAGGGUUCCGAUGAGCAGCAGAAACGAUCCGAGAUAUACACUUACGAGGCCCCUUGGCAUAUCUACGCCAUGAACUGGAGUGUCCGCCGCGACAAGAAAUACCGUCUCGCCAUCGCCAGCUUGCUCGAGCAUUACAACAACCGCCUUGAGAUUGUCCAGCUCGAUGACUCCAAUGGCGAGAUCCGAUCGGACCCAAAUCUCUCCUUCGAUCAUCCUUAUCCCCCGACCAAGACCAUCUUCAUCCCCGACAAGGAGUGCCAGAAACCCGACCUUCUCGCCACGUCCUCCGACUUCCUCCGCAUUUGGCGCAUCUCCGAUGACCACUCCCGCGUCGACCUCAAGUCUCUCCUUAAUGGCAAUAAGAACAGUGAAUUCUGCGGUCCUCUUACCUCCUUCGACUGGAAUGAGGCGGAGCCCAAGCGAAUCGGCACCUCCUCCAUUGAUACGACUUGUACUAUAUGGGAUAUCGAGAGGGAGACGGUGGAUACCCAGCUUAUCGCCCACGAUAAGGAGGUUUAUGAUAUUGCCUGGGGCGGCGUCGGUGUUUUUGCUUCCGUCUCUGCUGAUGGGUCCGUUAGGGUUUUCGACCUGCGCGACAAGGAGCACUCCACUAUCAUUUAUGAAAGUUCGGAGCCCGAUACUCCGCUUGUACGGUUGGGGUGGAACAAGCAGGACCCGAGAUAUAUGGCUACUAUAAUUAUGGACAGUGCUAAGGUUGUUGUUUUGGAUAUCCGCUUCCCGACACUGCCGGUAGUUGAGCUGCAGAGGCACCAGGCUAGCGUCAAUGCCAUCGCAUGGGCACCCCACAGCUCUUGCCACAUUUGCACCGCCGGGGAUGAUUCCCAGGCCUUGAUUUGGGACUUGUCCUCCAUGAGUCAGCCUGUGGAGGGUGGGCUUGACCCCAUCCUUGCCUACACCGCUGGGGCUGAAAUCGAGCAGUUACAGUGGUCAUCUUCCCAGCCUGAUUGGGUUGCCAUCGCCUUCUCCACCAAGCUUCAGAUUCUCAGGUUGUGAGAGCAAAAGAGCUGCAGACUCAUUUUUUUAGAACGCAUGGGAAGCAGUGAUUUAUGGACCCUGAACUGAAACACAAGAUCAAGACGACCACUCUUUGCCGUUUGGUUUAUGCAACAUAAUCUUUGUCGUUCUGUUGGACAAGAUGAGUGUGUUUUCAGUUUAUUUGGUUGUCUGAUAAGUUUGAUUAGUUACUAUAAAUGUGAUAAAUGAUGGGCAGGAAGAUAUGGGUGGCUUACCCUGGGCUGCUUUCAGAUGCUUGUGUUGUGUUAAUGUUAAAACUAGCUUUAGCCAUAGAAUUGUUAUAAGAAUGACUAAGUUCUUGAUUGAUCGAUGGAAAACCAAAUCAGUUAUAACCUUAUAGGUGAAAGGAGUGCUUUAGAAGGCAAUAUAGCAAUGCCAUCAAUGGCCAACUACAUGACUGAAGGACACCAAUUGGUUCACGUGGAGUGAAAUCUUUGUUAAGGGAGAAACAUUGUAAAGGGUGGCGGCAUGGGGACGAGUGGUCAUUAGUAGAGCAAUAUAAAAUAUCUGUUGUCAUGUCGCGUAUUUGACCUCUUGCAGUUGUGUUGGUUUAGUUUCACAAGUUGAUUUUCUGUCCCCUGUUUUUGUUAAAUACGCUGAGGAUGGUUACAGAGAAGUAUCUAAAAUCUUUUAGUAUGUCUAUACUUUGGAGAAUUCACUGUGAUUGCAUUUUACUAGAUACAUGAUAAACUUUGGCUGAUCAUUUUCAUUUCUAUUCAGAACAUAUGUUUAAUAUUAACAGUGUCAUUUUCUUAUUAAUGGUUUGCCGCAUCCUUGCUGAGAGUUCAAAUUGGGAAGUUUCCAGAAUUUAAGUAUCACUACAUGCAUCCUUUUGCCUUUAUUAGUUUAUCUCAACCUAGGUCAUCAUGCACAGCUCAAAUAUAAAAUAGCAAAUAGGAUGCCAUUAAUUGUCCUUUCACUUUUUUUUUCUUUUUUCUUUUCUCGGUAAUAGGCUUCUGAUAACAUUUUUUAGUCUUUGUUCCAGUGGUUUAGCAUAUUUAUAUAUAAUAGCAGGUUAGAAUUCGAAUCUAGUUAGUAUGGUCUUACAAGCUCCAACCUGCUCGCUUUCAUGCAGUAUGAAUUACCUUGCAGUCAUUUAGUUAGCAUGAAUUACUUUUAUAAUCUUGAUCUUAGAGAAAUUCCUCUUUCAGUUUCUUUUUCAGUAUUCAUCAGUUCCAUACAUGUUAUAUAAGAAGCAUACAUAUGUAAAGGAUGAGAAAUAGUUUCAUGAUCUACUUAAAUUCUUAAAUAUCUCAAUUUAAUAUCUGUGCUGACUGUUGAGAUUUUUAAUUAAUCUGAUGAUGAGUGAUGCUUCUUUCGGAGACUCAAAUGAGGUAGGCUGUAUUUCAUAAAAUCACUACUAGUAUAAUUGCAGCUUGGGGUGAGCAUUUGAUGGAUUUAAACCUUUCAAAAUAACAGAACCAACUGAACUCUUUGGAAGGAACUGAAAUCAUUGAACCGAAAUAAAUCAGUUUAGUUAGUUAUGUCAGUUGUUUGCUGAUGUAAUAGUUUUCCUUGGUGCUUAAACUGGCUACACUUGCAACCUAGUAAAAGUGUAGUAUUUCCAUGUUUGGUAGCUUGUGAUUGUUUUUAAUGCAGCAACUGAGGGCAAUAGCUGUUGAACUAGAGAGAAGUGGGCAAAGGUUCAUGUGGGUGGGGAGGAUUGAGGAACCCCCACCUCUCUGGCUUCAGAGAUCUAAAUUCUGACCAAUAUAAUGUGAAAAGAUACGAAUGUAUUAUGUUUUUUUUUUGUUCAAUACACGAAUGUACUAUGUUAUUUGGAUUUAGGUAUGAGUGUUGAAUAAGAAUAUGCAUCCGACUUGGGCUUAGUUAGUAUUUUGUAAAUCUUUCCAUAUAUUUGGAGGGCUCUUAAAGGUCAUGUUUCCAUAUCCGUGUGUGUGUCAUACAGAUAGUUAAAAAAAACUGAAAGGUUGAAGCAAUAUGGUGUAUGUAUGAUUUGGUUGCCUGCUUAAAGCUUUUGUAGCUAGGCUAUAGCUUAUGAUGUUGAAUGACCUGUUGAAGGAUUGCUGUGUUGUUGAACUGAGAAUGGUGAGGUUUAGGGAUAAUAGAAACUCUUCAAAGAAAAUAAUAA
Gossypium arboreum is the source of this 3345-nucleotide messenger RNA. RefSeq names its product WD repeat-containing protein LWD1. Gene Ontology annotation, cellular component: nucleus. Bases 192 to 1232 code for a protein of 346 amino acids. The transcript has 2 exons. Gene Ontology annotation, molecular function: protein binding. Lineage: Eukaryota; Viridiplantae; Streptophyta; Magnoliopsida; Malvales; Malvaceae. The record is from RefSeq and is a predicted model, not a curated record.